Molecule: messenger RNA, 1654 nt
Organism: Alnus glutinosa
Lineage: Eukaryota; Viridiplantae; Streptophyta; Magnoliopsida; Fagales; Betulaceae
Product: probable serine/threonine-protein kinase PBL5
Exons: 6
Coding region: 1-1428 (475 amino acids)
Biological process (GO): protein phosphorylation
Molecular function (GO): protein kinase activity; ATP binding
Source: RefSeq, a predicted model, not a curated record
AUGACGCUAGUUCUAGAAUCUACAAGUGAUCAGAAGACCAGCUUAGACAAGGGACAAUUUUCCGAUGGUUGUCAACCCUGUGGUCAUUGGACUUCUACUUCAGUUUCUAAAUCCUCACCAAGUGAGGAGCUGAUGUCAACUGGAGUUUCAACUCUGGGGAAUAGUGAAGCAUCAAGUUCAGUUUUAACUGGGGUAAAGUGUUCUCCUUUGCAGUUUCAAGAGGAAGGAAACACUACAAAUACGGAACAAGAAACAGCAGGAGAGCAGUCCCCAUUGUCCACAGCCAAGAAUCAAGAUAUUGGUCCAAAAGAGGCAUUUAAUGCGGGGAGCAAGAUGGAGGAGGAGUAUCCUGAAUCUCUAUGUUCUAUCUGCAAGAAUAGACGACCAAAAAUUGAAUGGAAGAGAGACUUUACUUAUUUAGAUCUCCAAUCUGCUACAGAGGGAUUUGCAAAAAAGAAUUUCAUAUCAGAAGGUGGAUUUGGUUGUGUCUACAGAGGAGAAGUAGAUGGAUUGAAGAUUGCUGUUAAGCAACAUAAAAAUGCAAGCUUCCAAGGAGAUAAAGAAUUCAAGGCUGAAGUUCAUGUACUUAGCAAAGUCAGACAUAAGAAUCUAGUCAGGCUGUUGGGGUCAUGUUCAGAAGGAAGCCGCAGGCUGCUUGUUUAUGAAUAUGUCUGCAACGGUUCCCUGGAUCAACAUCUAUCAAGACACAGCCGCAAACCCCUCAGUUGGGAAAAAAGGAUAAGAAUAGCGUUGGGAGCUGCCAAAGGCUUACAAUAUCUGCAUGAAAACAAGUUCAUCCACAGAGAUAUGAGACCAAACAACAUCCUUAUAACCCAUGAUUACGAAGCACUGCUAGGAGACUUUGGUCUUGCAAGACCUCAAAAUGAAGACCCAGAUAAAUCUUCAGAGACAAGAGUCGUUGGAACUUUCGGAUACUUGGCACCAGAAUAUGCAGAAUGUGGAAUAGUGUCAACCAAGACCGACGUGUAUGCUUUUGGGGUGGUUCUAUUACAGCUUAUAACUGGGAUGAGGACUACGGACAAGAGACUUAAAGGGAGAAGUCUUGUGGGAUGGGCAAGACCACUAUUAAAAGAAAAGAACUACCCAGAUUUAAUUGACGAAAGGAUCAUGGACUCGCACGAUGUCCAUCAACUAUUUUGGAUGGUUCGAAUGGCAGAAAAAUGUCUCAGCAGGGAUCCUCAUGCGAGAUUAACGAUGGAUAAAGUGGUUGAAGCUUUAGAUUACAUAAUGGAAUGCAACCCCAUUUGUGGUAGAGACUGCUCCCCAGCACAAUCAGAUUCAGUCAGUAGCAUGCCAGGCUCUGGCGAAUCACAGUGUAGCAUGCCAGGCUCCCCUGAGUCACCAUGUGAAGAUGGAAGCUAUAAUAGAGAAUCUACAUCAAUAAAUCACAUGAGUCAGAUGAGGUAACACUUCCAUCGUCACCACCUCCAGCAACAUUCAGUUCUUCAAAUAGAUGCGUGUCUAUUGCGCAUGAAAUGUCUACUUUGGUUGGUAAGAAAAGAGAAGAAUGUGAAACAGAAGUAUCACAAAAGAAAAGUGGGUUACUUUAUGAUGAGAUGGUCACGUAGAUAUGAUGUUCCAUAUCUUGAGCUUCUGUGAAAGCUAAGCCUGUUAAUAAUUAAUAAUUUUGUUU